Molecule: messenger RNA, 1058 nt
Organism: Conger conger (European conger)
Lineage: Eukaryota; Metazoa; Chordata; Actinopteri; Anguilliformes; Congridae
Gene: psmb7
Product: proteasome 20S subunit beta 7
Exons: 8
Coding region: 68-901 (277 amino acids)
Cellular component (GO): proteasome core complex
Molecular function (GO): threonine-type endopeptidase activity
Source: RefSeq, a predicted model, not a curated record
UCCGAGGGGAAGGCACUGGAAUCCUUUUCCUCAGCUUCCCGGAAGCGGCUUUUCAAGAUCCAGAAAAAUGGCGACUUUGUCGGUGUGUCAGCCUCAGUUCGGCGGUUUCAGUUUCGACUAUUGUAAGAGGAAUGCUGUGUUUGAGGCGGAGGUAACAAAGCUCGGCUGCAGUGUUCCUGGUGCCCGAAAAACCGGAACCACGAUCUGUGGCGUUGUUUACAAGGAUGGGGUCGUUCUGGGGGCAGACACUCGGGCCACAGAGGGCAUGGUCGUGGCUGACAAGAACUGUUCCAAAAUCCACUACAUCUCCCCCAACAUGUACUGCUGUGGAGCGGGCACGGCUGCAGACACGGAGAUGACCACGCAGAUCAUCUCCUCCAACCUGGAGCUGCACUCCCUGUCCACCGGCCGCCUGCCCCGCGUGGCCACCGCCAACCGCAUGCUGAAGCAGAUGCUCUUCAGGUAUCAGGGGUACAUCGGAGCAGCUCUGGUCCUGGGGGGUGUGGACUGCCUGGGCCCCCACCUCUACAGCAUCUACCCCCACGGCUCCACUGACAAGCUGCCCUACGUCACCAUGGGCUCCGGUUCUCUUGCUGCUAUGGCGGUGUUUGAGGACAGAUACCAGCCAGACAUGGAGGAGGAAGACGCUAAGCGGCUGGUGAGGGAUGCCAUAGCAGCAGGUAUCUUUAAUGACCUGGGCUCCGGCAGUAACAUCGACCUGUGUGUGAUCACCAAGGGCAACGUGGACUACCUGCGCCCCCACGACGAGGCCAACAAGAAGGGAGUCAGAGCCGGGAGCUACAGAUACAAGCAUGGCACCACGGGCGUCCUCAACAAAACCGUCACCUCCCUCCCCUUGGAGGUGGUGGAGGAGACCGUCCAGACCAUGGACACGUCCUGAGUAUCGGGUCCGUCUCCCCCCCCCCCCCCCCCCUCCAUUCCUGGCCCUACCUCCAACCUCCGUCACCACCCUUACCUCCACCCUGUUCCAUCCUCCUCCUCCUCCUCCUGUGUGUCAGGCCCUUCACAUGCUUUACAAUAAAGACUUGUUUCAUGAA